This is a messenger RNA of Mirounga angustirostris (Northern elephant seal), 3981 nucleotides long. RefSeq names its product kelch like family member 4 (gene KLHL4). The record is from RefSeq and is a predicted model, not a curated record. Gene Ontology annotation, molecular function: protein binding. The coding region runs from base 605 to 2314 and encodes 569 amino acids. The transcript is spliced from 12 exons. Lineage: Eukaryota; Metazoa; Chordata; Mammalia; Carnivora; Phocidae.
UGCAACAAUGUCAAUGUCUGGCAAGGAAGAGUUUCAUGUGAAACAGAUCCUAAGGCUACAUUGGAGGUGGUUUAGUCAUCCCUCUCAAGGGUCGCCCAACACUGGAAACAGCCUUCAGCAGGAAGGAUAUGAGCAUAGAGGGACCCCGGUUCAGGGCAGGUUGAACAACCAUGCUCAGGACAGAAACAGACUGAAAAAAAGAACAAUCCUUUCCACCCCAACAUACUAACACCAGUGCCAGGACUGGCCCCUGACCAUCAAAGAGCCUUUCAGAAUUGGCACUCACAAAACUUGAUAGAACAUCUUUGAGCAAAUGAAGAUACUCCUAAAGCAGUUUCAGAAGAGAAUUUGUUUAAAGAAGCCUGUGAGAAACACUUACAAGAUUUGGAGAUGAUUGCUGAUGAUAACACAGAAGAUUCUACAGUGAGAUUGGGGAGCAAGAGGAAAGAAUCCUGAGAAAUUGACAACAGCCUGGCAUUCCCUCUUGUGGUAAACGAACAAACUAAGUAACAAGGCAGUCAGUGUGGAGAAUUAUCAGACUACUACAAGAUGGACUUUGACACUCUUGGCAAAGUAAGGAUUGGAUACACAAAAUCCUGAAGAAAUGAAUGUCAACAGAUCUGAGGAGCAGUUCCAUGCUAUAAACCAUGCAGAGCAAACUCUCCACAAAAUGGAGAACUACCUGAAAGAGAAACAACUGUGUGAUGUACUACUUAUUGCUGGACACCUCCGAAUCCCAGCCCAUCGGUUGGUUCUCAGCGCAGUGUCUGAUUAUUUUGCUGCAAUGUUUACUAAUGAUGUGCUUGAAGCCAAACAAGAAGAGGUCAGGAUGGAAGGAGUUGAUCCUAAUGCACUUAAUUCCUUGGUGCAGUAUGCUUACACAGGUGUUCUGCAGUUAAAAGAAGAUACUAUUGAAAAUUUGUUGGCUGCAGCUUGUCUCUUGCAGCUGACUCAAGUCGUUGAAGUCUGCUCCAAUUAUCUCAUAAAGCAGCUCCAUCCUUCAAACUGCUUAGGAAUUCGAUCAUUUGGAGAUGCCCAGGGCUGUACAGAGCUCUUAAGUGUGGCACAUAAGUACACAAUGGAACACUUCAUUGAGGUAAUAAAGAACCAAGAAUUCCUCCUGCUUCCAGCUAAUGAAAUUUCAAAACUUCUGUGCAGUGAUGACAUUAAUGUGCCUGAUGAAGAAACAAUUUUCCACGCUCUAAUGCAAUGGGUGGGGCAUGAUGUGCAGGCUAGGCAACGAGACCUAGCAAUGUUGCUUUCUUAUAUCAGACUGCCAUUACUUCCACCACAGUUACUGGUGGAUCUUGAAAACAGCUCUAUGUUUGCUGGUGAUCUUGAGUGUCAGAAGCUCCUAAUGGAAGCUAUGAAGUACCAUCUCUUACCUGAGAGAAGACCUAUGAUGCAAAGCCCUCGGACAAAGCCUAGAAAAUCAACUGUGGGGGCACUUUAUGCGGUGGGAGGCAUGGAUGCUAUGAAAGGUACCACUACAAUCGAAAAAUACGAUCUCAGAACCAACAGCUGGCUACAUAUUGGCACCAUGAGUGGCCGUAGGCUUCAGUUUGGAGUUGCAGUUAUUGAUAAUAAGCUCUAUGUCGUGGGAGGAAGAGAUGGUUUAAAAACUUUGAAUACUGUGGAAUGUUUUAAUCCAGUUGGCGAAAUCUGGACUGUGAUGCCUCCCAUGUCAACACAUAGGCAUGGCUUAGGUGUAACCACACUCGAAGGACCAAUGUAUGCUGUCGGUGGUCAUGAUGGAUGGAGUUAUCUAAAUACCGUAGAAAGAUGGGACCCUGAGGGACGUCAAUGGAAUUAUGUGGCCAGUAUGUCAACUCCUAGAAGCACAGUUGGUGUUGUUGCAUUAAACAAUAAACUAUAUGCUAUUGGUGGUCGUGAUGGAAGUUCCUGCCUCAAAUCAAUGGAAUACUUUGACCCACACACUAACAAGUGGAGUCUGUGUGCUUCAAUGUCCAAAAGACGUGGAGGUGUGGGAGUUGCAGCAUACAAUGGAUUCUUAUAUGUUGCUGGGGGUCAUGAUGCCCCUGCUUCUAGCCAUUGCUCCAGGCUUUCCGGCUGUGUGGAACGGUAUGAUCCAAAAAAUGAUUCAUGGUCAACUGUAGCACCUCUGAGUGUUCCUCGAGAUGCUGUUGCUGUAUGUCCCCUUGGAGACAAACUGUAUGUGGUUGGAGGAUAUGAUGGGCAUACUUAUUUGAACACUGUUGAGUCAUAUGACGCACAGAAAGAUGAAUGGAAAGAGGAAGUUCCUGUCAACAUUGGAAGAGCUGGUGCAUGUGUUGUGGUGGUGAAGCUGCCAUAAAGCUAUCUUUAUCAAUAGGAGUGAAACUGGUCAUUUCACGAAAUUAGGAAGAAGAGAAGAAGAAACGUGUUCUUUCCUUCAAUUAGUAAUCAAACAGGAACAUUAUUGUGUCAUUUUAAUAUGUAGUUAUAAUUUCUCUCAUUUUGAAGUUAAAGCAAGUUUUCAAACAUGAAUUACAUAUAGGUGUUAAAUGUAUGUGUUGUUGCAGCUGAUAAUGUAAGUGGAAAUCCAAUAGUCUAGGUUUAGCCUCAUUACUAAAAUUUUUAAGGGAAACAGAUAGUGGCCAAGGUAUGAAAGGUUGUAAAAGCAUUGGUAAUUUUUAAGUUAAGAAUAUGAGAAGUUAAGGGGCGCCUGGGUGGCUCAGUCGUUAAGCGUCUGCCUUCGGCUCAGGUCAUGAUCCCAGGGUCCUGGGAUCGAGCCCCACAUCGGGCUCCCUGCUCAGCGGGAAGCCUGCUUCUCCUUCUCCCACUCCCCCUGCUUGUGUUCCCUCUCUCGCUGUGUCUCUCUCUGUCAAAUAAAUAAAUAAAAUCUUUAAAAAAAAAGAAUAUGAGAAGUUAAGAACAUUUUCUAUUUCAAAACACAAAAGGUACUCUAUUUUCUGAAAUACAGUAUAAAAGAAAACAUCUAAAGCUUAAAAUAUGAAGUCUGAUUUUCAGUAAGACAUCAUUCUCUUAUUCAAAAAUAUACCAAAUAGCUAAAUAAUACCUUAUUUUACCAACAGGAAGGCUAUUACUGGGUUAGGGCUAAAAAAAUAACUCAUUUACAUAUUUUAUGCUGAUCACAGUAUAUUAAAAUUUUCACAGACUUACUCUUUUACAGUACCAUCUUCCAAAGCACACAUACAAAUUUAGUAUUUUUUAACAUAUUGUCUUACUAAAUUUGUUACCAGUAAAAUAUUGUAAUUUCAUACACAAUCUAUGUAAUAAAAUAGUAAAUAUUUAUCAUAUUGAUACAAACUGUGACCUCAGCUUUAGAGUGUCAGGGCCUUACUUGUAUAGAAAAUAGUAUUCUCAAACAUUUCUUUGAACUCUGUAAACAACUAUCAUUAAGUUAAAUAAUUUUUCAAAAACAAAACAAUUUUCAAAGAACAGGAAAAUUGAGAAGGUGUUCUACAAUAUUAACACACGGGAGCACCAAACUGUUCAAUAUUCAUGGUUAGUUCUAUAAUUAUAUUUUAUGUACCAAUACAUGUUUCUGUUAAUAUUAUAUUCAUCCAGAGGAAAAUGUUAAGGAUAUAUGUGCUACAAAAAACUUAAAAAAAAAAAAUAGCUGGCUGGGUAGUAUUACCUUUAAAUCCCUACUUCCAUUUAUCCCAUUAUAGAAAUAUUUAAGAGAAAAUAUUGAAAAUAACUUCUAUAUGAAAGUAACUUUUCAAGUAAACAUGUGAUUUCAGAAUUUAUGCAAUGUUCUUUUUAAAAGGCUUUGUAUUGUAGUAUGUGAAACCAACGAAUAAAACCCAGAGAGAUGCUUGUAACAUGUACUACUACCUUUUAAGUUUUAAAAAAGAGCAACAUAAGUUGUACAAAAAUAUCUGUAUUUUGACAAAAUGAAUUUAAAUAAAAUCUAUUUGCUUUGGUUAUAGUGUGACUUCAGAUUAUGUUAAGUGCAGUUUAAAUUUAGUUUUUAUAUUUAUUGUCCCAAUAGCUAAAAUAUUUAAACACAAAAAU